AUGCCUGAUCACAAGCUGCUGACUUUACGGCCCGAAAUGAUUGACCCGCGUUAUGACAAUACGGACAUCGUCUAUAUAAAUGAGGCCAACUGGGCGACCGACAGCUUGGCAUUGAGUGAUCCCAAAGCCUUUUUUCGCUUUUAUACAAGAGGCAUCACCCAGUACGCGCAUUUCCUUCUUCGUCAGGUGCCUUCCACGCUUAAGGCGAAGAUGGACGUUAACAAGUUCCUGGACACAUUUUCAAUGGAGGUUGAUGCAAAGACUCGAGCUGCAUUUAUUCCUUAUCUUGCUGGAAAGAAGAAGGGAGGGGCUGGUAGUGACUCUGACUCUGAUGAGGAGCCCGCAGCAACUGGUGAUAUUGAAGCAGUCAUCGUGCCUGCUAAGCCAAGUGGUCGACCUUUACCUAAGAAAAAUUCCAAGAAGCGUCCUCGAACUAACUUACAGCCCAAUUUGGAUGCUUCUCAACCAAAGAAGAUGUGCAAGGAUUAUGCAACUGAGGUUGGGUUACAAGAUAUGCUGAAAACUAUCGGGCGUACUCAGACAAUCGAUUUAUCGACCAAGACUAAGCGUCGCAGCAAGCGUUUGGCCACUAGACAUGAAUCCUCGGACACAGACAAUGAGCAAGAAUACUUGGGCCUCGUUGGUGGUGGCCAUGAUAAUGGUGAUGAUGGAAUGGAUGUAGAUUUGUCUGGUGCACAGAAGGGCGUAAGGUGUAGCAGUCGCCUUGGUGGAAAGUCGGGUGUAUCGUCUCACAUCGAGCAGCAUGUUUCUGAUGGCUAUGAGCCUGACGAGGAUGACGAUGAUGAAGACAACUAUGAUCAAGAGCCCAGGAACACUGAACAGACACCUCAGACUCGAAAGAAGAAACAACCUUCACACAAAGUCUUGGCAUCUUUCUAUGUUUCUGAUGAAUCUGUAGAAGAGGGAGAGCAAGACCAAAUAAACAGUGACCAAGUGACAGAAAGUGAAAAUGAUUCAGACACUGAUGACACUGUUCAUGCGGCGGUGCUCUCACUCUUCAAAAAGUGGAACAUCAAGGCAUCUCAUUCAGAAUUCAGUAAUAUUCUCCAAGGCAUUCAACAGCAGUCUCAUCAAAAAUACGUCACUGCUCAGCAAAAGCUCACUUGUUUCCUUAACAAGUUCAAUGGUCAGCAGCGUCCCAAUGCUCAGUUUGCAGUUUCCAUCUCUCAAAUAUGGGAGUCAAUGGAGGUUCUCUCUAUCAAAGGCAAAGCCAUCUCAUUGGAGAACAUUCUUGCGCAGAAGCAGAUUAUGCUGUCUAAUGGUGUUGCCUGGAAUUGGCUGAACAUCAUCUGUCUCCGGCGUUGUCAGAAACUCUUUGAACCUCUUCAUGCAAGGAAACUUGUAACCUCAUCCGAUUGGUUUACCUCUCUUACUAUCAAGAUCUACCAGCACUUCGAGAUUUCUCGCCGCUCCAGUGACACACUAAAUCCCUCGACUUAUCUUCCUGGUCUUUCAAAGUCAAUUCAACCUUGGAAGUUGCCUGUUAAUGCUCUUAAUGGUGAUGAGCUGGAGACUCGUGUUCUCAGCACACUGCGCUCAGUCCUAUGCAGUUGGCUUGGUUAUCCAAAUGAUACCUCGAUGAUGCGAGGUGUCUUCGUGACUCAGAUCAUACAGACAUUUCAUUCUGAGAAUGUUUUACUCCUUCAAGGCGUAUGGUGCAUAUAUUCUGAAAUCAAGGCGAAGGUCUUGGGUCCUUCUUUCAAAGGAUUGCGUCCACACUCCCUAUGCCCUAAUAUGCUGGAUACAAUCUUUGACAAGCUCUCCAGCCUGCCACUUGCUAGCCUGGAGUCCAAGGAACAUUCUUUGUUGGAAGACAUAGGAGAUUUGGUGAAGAAGGCCCUGGAGCUCAUUUCAUACCCUGGUGGUAAACCCACUGCCCCUACACCAGUAGCGACUUCCAUUCCUUCUGGAACUGCAUCCACCUCUCAGAUUCCAACCCACCAGGGACUCCAAAGCCUUCUUGACUUUGUGUUGGAGCUGAUUCCUCUGGUGGAUUCUACAACAGCAUUUCCUUCCACUAGAAUCCAAUCGCUUGUACUCCAACAGCUUGACAAGCGUCUUCCCUUCUGCAAGUGCGCACCAAGCAAGUCACGUGUCAGUGGACUUGAUGGACCGCUUCACCCAGACAAUAUCGACAAGCCUGGUGCAUUUGCCACACAGAAGAAUUUAUCCACGCUGGAUUUUAACUACAUCAACCCGACCGCUCUUCCAGAGCAGUACCGCGAGCACCUCCCAUCUCAAGCGGAGUGGAGCACAGAACGAAACGCACAUUUCAUAGGAGGAAGGCCUGUAUUCAUCAGGCCAGACAAUCACAACUUCGACUACUCCCCAGAGGAAUUUGAAAGGACACUUCCCCAUAAUCUUGGUGGAAUAGUGCUCCAGCACAUCGCAGACAGCGGUAUAACGACCUCCUAUCCAGGAGAAAGACCAGACGCCCCUUGGAACCCCCCUGCCCAGAAUCCUGUACCCCAACCGACUCUUGCACCAAUCGUACCUGAUUACAUACCACCGAUGGCUACAGUUACCAUGGAUGAAGGACGUCACCAUGUUAGCCAGAAGGAACUUGGUUUUAGAAAACCCGAGAUCUUCAACGGUUCAGACCGUUCGAAGCUUAGGGAAUUUAUAAACCAAUGCAAGAACUACAUGGCCGGAAAUAGCCAUGUCUACCAGGAGGACAAUCAGAAGAUCGCAUUCGUGCUAUCGCACAUGCAAGGAGGAACAGCAGGAUCAUGGGCACAGAGCUUCAUAGAAACGGAACUCACCAAUGACGACUUCCUUUCUUAUGGGAGUUGGAGAGACUUCAUUGCAAGUGCGAAACUAGAAGAUGCCGGAAAUAUCGAGUAUUUCAAGUGGGGGCUUAACGACCCACUCCGACAAAGGAUAUAUGGGAUGGAAAGCAUGCCCAAGACACUUGACAAGUGGUACGAAUACGCCUCGCGGUUUGAUAACCAAUGGAGAUCUGCUCAGAUCUUCAAGCGAGGAGCCACUACGACGACGCGAGGAAAGGGCCGAUCUGUCCAUCGUCCCUACUACUCGGCUUCUGCAAAGGAUCCAAACGCGAUGGAUGUUGAUCGUGUCAAUAUCUCGCGCUUAUCCCCGGACGAGCGACAAAAGAGAAUGAAAGAAGGAUUAUGUUUCCUAUGCGGAAAGAAGGGCCAUAUAGCCAACGACAGACAAUUCCACCCCCAGUCUGGAAGUUUCACCCGUGCUAGAACGAUACAGCCCGGAUUAGACACAGACACGAUCACAUGGAUCAAGAAGAUGCGAGAAGACCUCGCACAGAAGAAGGAGACGUCGAAGGAAGAAACCAGAGAGGAACAGAUCGCCUAUGUGCGAAACGUCUUCAACGACAUGACUGAUGAAGAACGAACCCAAUUGGAUGGCACACCAAAUCAAAUGGGUACCAUUACUCAUUGUACCUGGAAGAUGAUGAAAAUCGGAGGAAGGAAGACGCUUACUUGCUUCCUCUUGACCGGCAUUGGCAAAGAAAACAUACUUCUCGGCAUGCCGUGGCUUAAACGUCUCAAUCCAAUGAUCAACUGGGAAACCAGUGACUUUUGGUUUGGUAAAGACGCCAAAUGGCCACCGAAACCCACCGUCGAAGAUGCACCAGAUGAAGAAGUUUCGAUUUUCAAGAAAGAUGGACUCCCAGAGUUAAUCACCACCGAAACUUCCCCUACCUCGUUUGGGCAUUCGGAAUCUAUCAGAGAAAUCAUGGCCGAUAACACUGAGCGUGGCGAGUUACCCACAGUGCGGAAUGAUACCGAACCAGAUGACCCACUAUCAGAACCCCCUAUGGAUCAGCUCGAUGACGACGAUCUAGUUAUAUCCUAUAUCGCAGGAGAGCCAGUUAUUGGGAUAUUUGAACCCAUCAGGAAGGAGUCACCUUUGACGAAUGAAGAGACUGAAACUGCAGUCUUCACCAUACGAAGAGGCCCCGCCAUUGGAAGAAUGACGCACAGUACCCGAUCCCCAUUAUUCUAUAAUGCACAGAAUACAGUCUUUUACAAACCAUCUGGUAAAUCACAAGAAUUGGCACAACAGGCACAUAAGGAAGCAUCAGCUGUAGACAAACCCAAAACUGUCGAGGAGUUGGUCCCCAACUACCUCCACGAUUUGAAAUCCGUUUUUGAAAAGAAAGCAGCUGAACGCUUUCCAGAAACCUGGCCUUGGGACCACGCCAUUGACUUGAAACCUGAUUUCAUUCCACGUGACUGUAAAGUCUAUCCGUUAUCGCUCAAAGAACAAGGAGCGAUGGAUGACUUCCUGGAAGAAAAUCUGCGAAAAGGAUACAUCCGACCGUCGAAAUCUCCCAUGGCUUCACCAUUUUUCUUCGUAGGAAAGAAAGAUGGAGCACUACGUCCCUGUCAGGAUUACCGAUACCUGAAUGAAGGGACGGUGAAGAACGCCUAUCCUCUUCCGCUCAUUUCUGACCUUAUGGAUCAAUUCAAAGACGCAUCGAUCUUUACAAAAAUGGAUUUACGCUCCGGAUAUAACAAUGUCAGAAUCAAAGAUGGUGACCAAUGGAAGGGCAUGAUCGUUCGAGAAAACUACAUUGGCAUGGAUCCUAUCAAACUUAAAGGAAUUGCAGAAUGGCCUGAACCAAGCACGGUAAAAGGUGUUCGCUCUUUCCUAGGGUUUGGAAACUUCUAUCGGAAGUUUAUUGCCAACUUCUCAGAUAUUGCCAAACCAUUGAUGAAUCUUACGUGCACUGCCGCUGGAUCUCCACCUUUUGAAUGGACAACAGAAUGUCAGACAGCUUUCGACACAUUGAAGCAACGAUUCAGUACCGCCCCGGUACUGUUACUGCCUGACAAGGCAAAACCCUUUAUUGUUGAAUCCGACGCUUCCAAGUUUGCUACGGGUGCAGUUUUACGCCAAGCCGAUAUCAAUGGAGACCUCCAUCCUUGUGCCUACAUUUCACAGAUGCUCAAUCCAGCUGAAUGGAAUUACGAAAUCUAUGACCGUGAACUCCUCGGAAUCAUUCGAGCCCUCACUGAAUGGCGCCAUUAUCUUGAAGGCUCUCCCCAUCCCGUCGAAGUUCGCAGUGAUCACAAGAACCUCACGUACUUCCGUACAGCUCAGAAGUUAAACCGCCGACAAGCACGAUGGAGUCUCAAAUUAUCACAAUUUGAUCUUCACCUCAUCCAUGUCCCUGGCACUCAGAUGAUCCAAUCUGAUGCGCUCUCUCAUCGUAAUGGACUCGAUGACAGUGAAAGUGACAAUGAAGAUCGCAUUCUUUUACCCAACGCACUAUUCGUGCGAUCCAUUUCCCCGACACUAUUCGACGAAAUCAGGAAUCACGCAGCAAAAGACCUCAUUGUUCACGAAGCUCUCGAAGUGAUUGCGCACAAAGGGCCAUUCCCCAUGAAAUCAUCGCUUUCCGACUGGGAAGUUCGCGAUGGUGUCAUCCUCUACAAGGGAAAGAUUUACGUUCCACCAUCCGAAACUCUUCGUCAUGACCUCGUUCGACUACAUCACGACUCCCCUGCCAUGGGUCACCCUGGAAAGUUCAAUACUCUUGAACUGUUACGUCGUGAAUUCUGGUGGCACGGCAUGUAUACAUUUGUCUACAAUUAUGUUGAAGGCUGUGCCGCCUGUCAACAAAUGAAACCGAAUACUCAUCCAACUCGUAUUCCUUUGGAACCAAUUCCCGCCGACCCACACGCAUUACCAUUUUCCUGUUGCACCACCGAUUUUAUUACCGACCUCCCCGUUUCCAACGGUUUUGAUUCAAUUAUGGUCGUAGUAGACCAUGACCUUACGAAGGGGGUGAUUCUUACGCCCUGCCUCAAAACGAUCACAGCCGAAGGAACGGCCAAGAUUUUUCAUGACAAAGUAUACUCGCGAUUUGGAUUACCCAACCGAAUCAUCUCGGAUAGAGGACCUCAAUAUGCAUCCAAGGUCUUCCAAGAGUUAAAUCGACUACUCCAGAUCAGAUCAUCAAUGAGCACAGCUUAUCACCCUCAGACGGAUGGAGAAACAGAGCGAGUCAACCAGGAGCUGGAAAUCUAUCUUCGACUCUAUUGCGGAAACAACCCUGGAACAUGGGCCGACCGCCUGCCAGACCUCGAGUUUUGUCAUAACACAAGGGAACACUCGGCAUGGAAGAUGAGCCCAUUCCGCAUCAUGAUGGGAUACGAAUCACGUGGACUCCCUUCCGUAUUUCCGACCACGAACAUUCCAUCGGUUGAAUCCAGGCUUGACAUGUUGCAGAAGAUAAGGCUAGAAGCACUAGCCAUGCACGAGUUAGCCCGACAACAGAUGGCGGACCGAGUCAGACAAGGAUCGCCGAAGUUUACACUAGGACAGAAGGUCUGGCUAGACUCGAGGAACCUGAAGGUCAAUUACGCCUCACGCAAGAUAGCACCAAAGCGUGAGGGGCCAUUCGAAAUUGUCGAAGUCAUCGGACCAGCCAACUAUCGUCUCAAACUCCCGAAGACCUGGCGAGUUCAUUCCGUAUUCCACGCCGCCCUUCUAUCUCCUUAUCGCGAAAACGACAUACAUGGUCCGAAUUACGUGAACCCACCACCUGAUGUCGUUGAUAACGAAGAAGAGUACGAAGUCGAAGCCAUCCUGAAUCACAAGAUGUACCGAGGUCAUCUGAGGUACUUAGUCAAGUGGAAGGGAUAUUCUUCAGCAGAAAACUCGUGGGAACCUGCCCACAAUUUACAAAAUGCCAAGCGAAUCCUCGAUGCAUAUAAAAAGACCAGGAGAAUCCAGUAG
Messenger RNA from Sparassis crispa, 6747 nucleotides. RefSeq lists its product as hypothetical. The transcript is spliced from 13 exons. Gene Ontology annotation, molecular function: nucleic acid binding. The coding region runs from base 1 to 6747 and encodes 2248 amino acids. Lineage: Eukaryota; Fungi; Basidiomycota; Agaricomycetes; Polyporales; Sparassidaceae. Gene Ontology annotation, biological process: DNA integration. The record is from RefSeq and is a predicted model, not a curated record.